Marasmius oreades (fairy-ring Marasmius) is the source of this 1599-nucleotide messenger RNA. RefSeq lists its product as uncharacterized. The coding region runs from base 1 to 1446 and encodes 481 amino acids. The transcript is spliced from 14 exons. The record is from RefSeq and is a predicted model, not a curated record. Lineage: Eukaryota; Fungi; Basidiomycota; Agaricomycetes; Agaricales; Marasmiaceae. Gene Ontology annotation, molecular function: glucan endo-1,3-alpha-glucosidase activity.
AUGCGUGGUCUAUACCUGGUUCUCGCUACAGCCAUCCUUUCUCCAUUGCACGCCGUGUCGGUGUCGGUAGAUGUGAUAGCCUCACAGAACCCUCACCCCGCCGUUCAAGUCAAGAGUCGCGCAGUCUCACCGAAUGUGACGAGCUCCCUCCAACAUAGGGAUGUUCCUGGGCAGAAGGCGGUUUUCAUGCAUGUGAUAUUGAUCUUCAAAUUCUCCCUCACUUUGAUCAAUGCUUUUCAAUUUGAUGUAGACGUCUUUGGUUAUACAUUCGAUAAUUGGGUUCGAGACUUGACAACGAUAAAAGCUGCUGGAAUUGACGCUGUCGCGCUCAACAUCGGUAAAGCCAACGACUGGCAAAUCGACCAAGUCUCCACCGCUUACGACGCAGCCGCCUCCGUCGGAAUCUCGACCUUCAUCUCCUUCGACUACUCUUCCUUCCCCUGCGACACCAAUCUCACAAUCUCGUACUUUAACAGUAAUAAGGACAAGCCCGCUCAGUUCAAAGUUGAUGGCGUACCCAUGAUUUCGAGUUUCUUGGGGCUAUGCUUAGGGACUGACGGGUGGCAGAGUAUCAAAAACCAGGGGGCAUAUUUGAUGCCGUUUAUUGAGGUGAGUGACGCGCAAGAUUUGCAGGUAGGACGUCCUUGGGGAUUUUUGCAACAUUGGCAUUGUUGGGGAUGUGCAUGGCCGCAAGGAAAUGCCCCGAAGACUACUGACGAUGAUAAUUGGUACUUGAGCAAUCUCGGAGCCGGCCGUUUUGCCACAACCGUCAGUGCUUGGCUCUACGUUCACUACCCAGGAAACAACCGAUACCUCCGUGGUGACGACCACUUACUUGCCACGCGAUGGGAGCAGCUCAUUGGCUUGAGGUCCAGUUUAAGAUUUGUCGAAUACGCUACCUGGAAUGACUUUGGAGAAUCUCACUAUGUUGCCCCUACUACGUCUGGUAACCAACCCGCUGGAACGACAUGGGUGAACGGGUUCCCGCAUACUGCAUGGCUUGACAUGAGCAAGUACUAUAUUCAAUACUUCAAGAGUGGUAGCGCUCCUUCCGUUACGACAGAGUCCGUUUACUUCUGGCUACGCCCGAACCCACACAGCAUUCAAGCAACUGGUGACAGUGUCGGGCAACCUACGGGAUGGGAUUGGGCUAGGGACUCCCUCUACGCGGUCGUCUUCUGUCGUACCACCGGUGGCAGCUGUAGCGCUACGCUCAAAGUCGGAAACACGAGCCAGAGCUACAGUAAUCUCCAGCCGGGACCUAACAAGCUAGAACUUCCUCUUGACGGUAACAGUUUCGGGACUGUUACGGUGCAAGUAUUCAGAGAUGGAGGAAAAGUUAUUGAUGAUACGCCUUCAGCUAAUACGUUCCAGUAUACGAACUCUGCAGUGACUUACAACUUCAAUGCCUUCGUUGGCUCUGCGACGGCCUCAAUUUGUGGUUAAGGGCUUUUUGAAUGGAAUUAUUUAUGUGUUAUCGUAUAUUCAAUUCUUGCGUGCAAAUUGAGUGUCAGAUUACAUGACCCCACAGUAUGAGCAUAUGGCAUCUGUGCCAUAGCUUCCUGUAGGCCAACCUUUAUCGAUCAUCGAACACGUAGC